GCGGCCGUUCCGGGACGUUGUCACUGACGCUCCGCGGUCGCCGGGGCUUUGGGCGCGGAGCCGCGGGGGGAGCCCGGGCUGGGACCACUGAUGAACUAUUAACUGAAUCUUAUGCAUGGUUUCUUACAACUGAAAACAGGAAGAUAUCAGUUACAGAGAAAACAUAUUGACUGAAGGAGAAAGAAACAGGAGUUGAAGGGAGCUUUUGAAGUUGAAAAUCGUAGAUUCUGAAAAUGGAAUGGGGAGGAGAGUAUUCUCUUGAUUCUUCCAAUUUAGACUGUUUGUUAAAUAUCCUUCCUGGAGAGUUGGAGUUUCAACAAAUUCUUAAUGAUCUUGAUGAAAAAAUUAAGAAGAACUCUUCUAGCAUAGAACAGUGUCUUAAAGACCUGCAAUCAGAAGUAAAUGAAAUAUGUACCGGUGAAAUACUACAGAGCACAACUGACUGCCUUCAGUGGCUAAACAACUGCAAUUUUAGUUCUCUCAGGCCUUCCUCUACACACCACGGAGAGCUGAUGGAGUUCCUUAGGACCCUGCAAAGCUUGCUGAAGAAUGAGCAAAAUCAAGAAGAAAUGAUACUUCACUUCCUGCUGGAUCUCUCUAGUCAGUGUGGUGUCUCAUUUCCCUGUACUCCAAGUGGGACGUCUUUUGAAUUAACAUCUUCCCUUCAUGCUAUUGAGGAUGAUUCAGCUAUGGAUGUGAAAUCUCUCUGGGAUGAUGUGAGAUUGCAUCUUCGACGAUUUCUAGUAAAUAGGCUGCAAAGUCAAGAAGAAACAAAUCCUAAUGCUUUACAACAACAAAUGGAGUUUAAAACUCAGUGCAUACAGCAACUUUUGUUUCUUUAUCCUGAAUCGGAAGUCUUAGUAAAGUAUCAAAAUAUGCAGAAUAAACUGGUUAGUGAUCUUCUACAGAACUGUAUUUUGUCUAGUUGUGGUGAAACAAAUUUUGAUAAGGUUGUUCAUGGUUACCAAAGUUCUAUACCCACGUUGUGCACAAUGAUAAAAGAGGAUUUGCAUAUACUAAGUGGAACUAUUGAUCUUUCUUCAUCAUUGAAGUUUAUUAAUGAAACUUAUCUGGAUACCAUCACCGAAGAAAUGACAGUUCUCCUUGAAAGACUUUGUGAGCUGCAGUUCAAAGAAAAUGCUCUACAUAUAGUUAAGGCAAACAAGAUUUCAAAGAAGCAUAGAGGAACAGUUCAUGCUGUGGCCUCCCAAGAAUACCACAAAAAAGGAAGGAACUUCUGCUUAACAUUGUAUCAACUCAAAUGUCUUUCUCAACUUAUCAAACUCUUUUUAUUAAUGGAAGAAAAAAUUGAAGAGCUCUCUGUGGAAAUUCUAUUGGUGCCUUCAUUUAUGGAGAGGAGUAAGAAUGUUCAAGGAGUUCUGAAGAAAGCUAGUGGGGAGCUUUUAAUAGGAGAAACUGGAGCAAAUGAAACCAGUGUGCUUCCUGAACAGUUACUUCAGGUAGAAGAGCCUAUUUUACUGAAUUUUGGCUGGAGAAAUGCAUUUAAAGACCUGUGUUCUUCUGUGGCGCACUGUGUAACAAUAGCAAUCGAGGAUUUUUCAACUAAAAUUCUUCAACAUGAGCAGAAAGAAGAGUUUUCAGCUGCAGGCUAUGCAAUGAGUCUUGUAAACAACCAGCAAAUGAGGGAGUCAUGCGGAGCAGUCCAACAGGAGGAGCAACCAAAACGAAUUGCUAAGUUUUGUUCUGACAUCAUGGAAGAACUUGACACAUUGCUUCCACUGGCUCUGGCAUGCAGAGAUGAUUCUCUUCAGGAAAUUAGAGCAAACUUUGUAGAGGCCUGCAGCAAAGUGGCAACAGCUGUCCUGGCAAGACUAGAGGAGAAAAGCAAAGACGUCCCCUCCAAGGCUCCCCUGCAAGACUUGUAUGCUGCCCUUUCCACAGCAAUAUACAUCUUUCAGCAUUUUACAAUGUAUAGCAAUUUAAUGAGAGAAACAAGCAAAAAACCCCUGUUCCUAGUGCCUGUCCAACAAUAUCAGGAAUUCAUCAACGUUCUCCAGUUUCAAGUUACGAACUACUGCGUCAGAGUUUGUGCUACAAGCAUUUUACAGGAUGCUGAGAGCCACCACUGGGAUGACUACAAAGCUUUUUAUGAGGGGGAAAGAUGCUCAUUCUCUGUCCAGAUGUGGCAUUACUUCUGCUGUGCUCUUCAUCAUGAUCUGUGGACUAUUCUACCUCCCAAGACAGCCCAGGAGAUUCUUACAGAUGUACUAGAGCAAUCUUUGGCGAUGCUGUCCUCCAGAUAUUGUCAGGCCUGCCCCAGUUACAAGAGAACACCACAAAUCAGAAUUGAUAUUGCAGCCAUUUUGAUGUCCACUGAAGAUAUGCUUUGGUCAGUCUGCAGCUCUGUAGAGGAGUUUCUGAACCCACGUGAAGACAGAGAUCUCAAGAUCUAUAAAAUACAUAGCCACUGCAAUAGUCUGCUCUCUGUGCUGGCUAUUUUAACUUCACCACUGAAGAAUUUGUAUGUGACAUUCCUGAACAAUUCUGAUGAACAUCUUCCUCAAGAUUUUUCAGAAGUCUUUUACCAUCCAUUACACUGGUUAUUUUUCAUACAGUCAUCAUGUUCUUCCUUACUGAAGACUCCAUCAGCCAGAGCAAUGGCAGCCCAGGGUCAGCUGAAACUGCUCUUAUCCCAGCCAUACUGUAAUUGGAACUUGCUUUUGGAAACGUUGCUACAUCAUGAUUGUCUCUUAGUGAAAAUUUUACUGAGAAGUUCAAGAAAUGAAGUACUGAGUCAUGAUGAACAAAGUUCUCUCUUAGAGCAAAUAAAUAACAAAGAGCCUACUCUGAUCGAAACAAUCUUCAUGGUACUGUCUUACUGCACUUUAUCACCCAAAUCUCUUGGCAUUGCUUUUGAGUCAUACAUGGAAAAAGAGCAGUUGUGGAAGUGCUUAUACAAUAUGACAGUUUCCAGUUGUGGUGAGCCGGAGCCAGAGGUUAUCAGAUGCUUGAAGUUGACUUUGAUUAAUUCAGUCAAGGGUAUAGUGAAGCAGAUAAUUUCUUUGAUGCAUUCAUGGGAGGCAACAGAAAACUACGGAACAUACCAGCACAAGCAAAUAGUUCCUGAAAGUUUACUGAAAACAGUUCCAAAGGAAUGGAAUUACACUCCUCGGGAAAUGAAGAGAAAAGAAUCUGGGAAAUGCUUCACAAGGCUUGCAGCUCAAGCAGUAUCUAUUGUAAUCAGCAAGUUACCUACAGUGAUUGCAUGUUUGCCUCCCCCAAUUAAGUACUUCUUUUUUCUGGCUGAGAGAAAAAUGUCAAGAAACUUUGCUGAAUUGAAGAAAGCUGGUCUGCUUGUCUGGAACUUGAUUGUAAUUAUAUGUCGGAUAUUUGAGGAUGGAAAUACUGCAGAACUUUUAACAGGUGCAACACUUGACAGAUGGAGCAAAGAAAAACUCAGUUUAGUUCGUGUGUGCUUAGAAAGUAUUAUGGGAAAACAGAAAAGUGGUCCUAAGCAAGUAACCCAGAAGGUUAUACAAAGCAUAGAACAGCAAAGACCAAACUGGAUUGAAAGCCAAUUGCUGAAGGCAAGAAAAUUGAGCACAGACUGUGCCUCAGUCACAGGAGAAGGUGCAACGUUAGAGGAAGGAGGUAUUGCACUUGGAUUCACUGAGCAGAAAAUAAACAUGAUGGUCCUGGAUAUCUGCCACAAACCAGGUGGCAGCGAGUACCUGAGGCAAAUUUAUCACAUCAUCCGGCUCAAUGAGGAAUAUUUGAAAGAGCAGCUGUCUUGUGAGAAUUCCUCUGAAGAUACUGUUGCCUCCAGUCAGUGCCUGCCUUUGACACUGAAGGGCAGAGAAGAACAGCCUGUGUUCAACCCUUUCCAGGUGUACAGACAAUCUUGUGCAAAAGUGUUCAAUCAGUCAACCAUUACUGAAUGGAACUGGGAUUGGUCAAACUUGCUGCCAAGUUAUUUGGGACUGAAUCAGAUGACCUUCAGGGUGCUGCUGACACACAGGUGGGAGAUGAAAGAAGGUGCAUAUCUUGAAGAUGAGGAGAAAGUUAUGGUGGAACGCUUAAAAAAUGUUUAUUUGACACAGAGCACUCCUACCUCAGAGGAUAAAGAAGGAUAAUUACCUUGACAGGUUUCGGGUAGCACCUUUUUCUGAAUUCAGUAUGAUUAACUUAAUGGCUUAGUUAUAACUGACAGGACUAGAAAGCUCAGGAAUAUAUAUCUUGUGUAGGAGUUUUAAACUAAAGAAUGUUCCCCUGUUAUUGUCUAGUCACCCCAUCCAGGCAGCAAUUGUUCACACAUGCAUAAGGCGAGCAACAAUAUAUGAAAAUGUCAAUGUCACAAAACAAGGAGGGUGUAUCUCAGUGCUGCGGAGGCAUAAACCUGAAUGACAAACCGAGAACUGUUUUAAAAGUAUAAAACUUGCUCUGAAAAUAAUGCAAUCUGGGACACGUGCGAGGCAAACACCCGUGCUAUGCUUCCAUCGACCAUUGUGGAGCCAGCCUGCCCCCGGCUCGUGUUGCUCAAGGACCUUUCUCUCCUUUGGUGCUUGUGUUCUAGUUAGUCCUGCCAUGAAAUCACCCAGAGUUUACGAGAAAGGACAGAUAUAGGCCGUAGGUCUGCAGACCUCUGUGAGUUGCUUCAGGAUGAGUAUGCUUGGCUGUUAUUCCCAAACAAAACCGCACCAGCUUUAUUGCCCUCGCAAAUCCUAACUUAACAACCAGCGUGUCCUAUGGCUUGAAAGACACAUGAUAGAGAAACUGUUAGCAGCUUUUAAAGAUUUGAGAAGCAUCUUUUUAUUUAAAAGAAUUAUUCACUGGCAGUGCUCAAAGAAAUGUCCUAAUAGUGAACUGAGAAGAGAAAAUUAUAAAAAAUUCAAUGUUUAUUUCUGAUAAAUACAAUAACAUUUCAUUUUCAAAGUAAGCCCUGUCUGAUGUUCAGGUUUUCCAAAUAUUAUAUGUUUUUCUUUUCAGUAAAAGUUCUUCCUCAAAGACUAAAAAUAGCUGAGUUAGGCACAUGGGUGUUUUGACAAUAUUUUUCAUACAGAAGGUUGGUUAAUAUUUCCUUAGCUCUACCGAAAUAAUCCAUCAUCUUUCUAUUUGUUCCUUGCAUUGGAAGUCCAAGGCAACUAUUUCCCCUGCCUAAUGAAGGGCUCUGGCAAGACCUUGUUACGGCUGCAAUCUGAGCUGCAGCUAUUCCUGUUCCCACCACAUCUCACAGAUGCUAUUAGGGACGUAACUCAGACCACUUGAAUAGGAGGAAGGCACGUUUUUUUCCUAAAAACUUCAGUAGCAGCAUGGGUAACUGUAAUGCUAGUGCUGCUGUAGGGUCUAAUCUGAAAUGCAGUUUUUCCUGCUUAAUUGCUUUUUUUUUUUUUUUGGUAUCAUUCAUAAAAGAUAUCAAUCCAUUUAAAAUGAAAAUGGGGACCACUGCAUCUUACAAAUCUCCAAAGAUCUUGCUACAACACUGCAUCAACAAACAGGCUGUGAGGCACUGAUGCUCCAAAAAUGCUAAAAAUAUUAUUUAAAGAAUAAACCAGACUUUUUCCUGUGCUGCUGAUAUAGUCAUUUCAGAUCAUAAAGAAGUGAUGAAGUGUAAAAACAAUUUGUCUUUGCUUUGUAUUUCACCUUUGAAGAUUAAUUGUGAUCUUGAGGCUUAAAAUGCGGCUACAGGGGUUACCUAUGAUGGCAGGUAUGGUAUUCUGACAAAUGAGGCACACAGGCUCCAAGCCAUAUUAAUAAUGUGUUAGUGCACAUGGAAGAUGGGAGUUUAGAAUAUUCUUUCCUAUUUUAUUGAAAUAUAUUGUACAUAAUUAACUUUUUGUACAGUCACAUAAAGUGGAUUUCUCUCUAUGUGGUGAAACUGACUGAAAUAGUUUUUGUGGAAAAAGCUCCCCUUCUGGGAAACACGUAUUCUGAAUAGGAUAAACUUUGCAAGUGGAAAAAGCUAACCCAGAAUAAAAGCCCUCACUUAGUCUGAAAUGAGGAUGUCCAUAUGGGGCGUUAUGCCAAAUUGGUUAGUAUCCUUUAAAUUCACAACACAUCUGGUUCUAGAAUAAUAACAGUCAUGUUAAAAAAAAAGAAAAAAAAAAUCGUUAUGCCCCUUCUUCCCUUCCCUCCCUGCCAAAUUAAUUCAGCAGGAAUCCACUGGGUAGCAUCAGGACAAUUCUGUCUUUCUUAGAAAGAGUAUAUUUAUAAUCUUUAGUAAUGUGGAGCUGACAAGACAGAAUAACUAGCCUGAAAAAAAAGCUGAACCUUUGCACAAUAUUUUAUUUGGAUGUUUUUCUUAUCCAAACCUCUAUAUAUAUGUCUUUUAGAGUAUCUGAAUGCAAGCUAAUGUGUGUUUGAAAUUGAACUUGUCCCUCAGUCCUUACUGAGAAACAGCAGGGCACGAUUUGUUGGCAAUGUAGUGAUCUUAUUAACUGACCUUCAGGGUAUGAAAGAAACAUCAUCUUGGCAACAUCACUUAUGCUGAAUAGAUACUUUUGCAACAUCAACAUUUGUUCAAAAAAAUUACAGUAAUAGUAAGGGCUGUAUAACUAAGAUUGCUAAAUCACAUACCAUUAAUUUAUCAAGACUGCUUACUUUAAACUUAAACCCUUAACUGACACUUCAAAGAGCUGAUCAUUUUUACUUUGUAAGGUGUGUAAAGUUAGGAGUACUUGUAUAACUGAUUGCUGCUUUCUUUGGCUUUUUUUAAUAAAACAAUAGUUCUGUAUUCUUAAAAAAGUUCUGCUGAUGCUAAAAUUGACUUAAGAGUCAUUUCAUUUUGGAGAGCGAUGGGUUCAUAAAGCUGCAAUGUUUUGCUUUCGUAUUUUAUGUUGUGGCUCUUUGUCACGACUUGGUGAUCCAAGAACAUCUCACAUUUAUGUUUAUCCUCAAUAAAUGAAGGCAACAGGAGCCAGAUUUGCUGGCUGCAGUGUGGGACCUGUGCUGCACGACCACUGCAAUCUGACUAUCUUAACUGCUCCUGGAAAGGUAGUCAAAAAUAAGGACUAAAGUCUGUUGUGUACAACGGACCUUUCCCUCUGAACAGGCAAAAGUGGGCCUUGUUGGCUCAGCUGAGUUAGUGUAAACGGGAAUUUUUAUAUUUAAAGAAAUUAAUUUGAUCAGAUAGAACAAACUAGGUAACUAUGCAUUAUCAUUAAUGCUUACACCUAAUUCUUAUUUAACAUUUUAAUAUGCUUAGGCCUUUUUACGAAACAGGUUUACAUGGGAGACUUCAUGGCAUGGAAUAUCUCUAAUUGUAUCAGUUUAGUAUCCAGCCAUAUCUUAACAUCUUGCUACUUUUGAAAGGUAGUUAAUAAAAUUAGAAGCGGGGCAAAACUGAGAUAGCAUUAAUAGCACUGAAACUCAGAAAGACAGGAGAGAGAGAGAAAUUUGGGAAAAGACAGCCACAAAGACAUAGCCCUGCCUUUUAGUGACUGCUCUCCUGACAAACAGUCUCCCAUAGAUCAUGCUUCAUUCCAGGAGAGGGCUUUUGUAGAGACCACAGGUAACAAAGCUCUUUGCUCUGGAAACAUGCACGAGGGCAAAUGGAUGUUCUCCCAUUCAUCUCUACGUCCUCGCAGCAGUGCAAGGUAGGCGUGAGGCUGCCUUCUUCCAAUUAGCUUCCUCUGACAGAAAUCCUCCAUUUCCCUGUCAGCUGAGAGGUCUUCACAAAAUAUACUGAGUCUUAUCUACAGUAAGAUACCAAUUAUGUGCUGAUAUAAAACUAUUUUAUGAAACUCCUUAACAUAUGUGCAGUCAUUUUUAGUGACAGACAAUAUCCAAACUUUCAAGGCAACAGUCAAAAGACUAAGGAAUUAGACCUAUUGGCCUAAUUAGGCAUGAAAUGGGAGAGUAACUUGACAGCAACAGGGAGAUUUCUAAGCAAGCAUAUAGGUCUUGAGGAGGUCCUGGCUGCUGCAAAGCCGCUCCUCUGUAGUAACUGUCCAUGUUGUAAACAGUGGUAUGAGUGGGAGCAGAAGCUCUAAAACUGUUUUUAGUGUAAGGCCUAGGAAACGGGCAAGGGUGAGCUGGCUUUUUCCUCUGCCUGUGGACUCCAACACUUGGGAAGCAGACUAAACCGACUGACAUUGUGGAGCAGGCAGUACCAGAAAAGCAUGCAAGGUCUUGAGCAGGUUGGGUAUUGCUGAGGACCUUGUAAGACCCAUUAGUGAAAUUGUGGAGGAGUCAGACUAUUCCUCUCUGGCAACAGCAUCUGAGAAUAGACUGUUAGCUAUUACAGCAGCAAGUAAAACAAUGAUACAGAGCUGGCAAGAAACACUCCAAAAAAAGCAAGGAAUCAUGCAAACAAGAAAAAAAAAUCCCAACCCUCUUUUAUUUUUCCUGAAAAAGUGAUUCUAUAACAAGUGCCUCAGGAAGAACUAGUGAUUACCAACCACUAAUAACAUAAAGUGAUCACCCAAAUUAAGAUUGUAUGUGUCAGUUUAGUAGACAACUACCCCUAAGCUGACAAGGAGCCACUCAGGUCAUGGCUAGUGCAAAUUUGAUGACUACCAGAUCAAGCCCUUUAGAUCCAUGACAACUUAAGCUGUUAGUAGGUUGCAGCCAUCUCUGAGGAGAUACUUUAUAAUACCUCCUACUGAAGAAAGUGUUUUAACAUUAAAAUAGCUAUGAGCUAUCCAGUUUCUGCAGUAAAUUGAUCCAAGCUCCAACAGACAACAGUCUCAGUGUCUGCACAGCCCUGAGUCACAUCCAUUCUCUAUCUAGAAAUGAGGCAAAGAGCUGGGUAAUGGUGAUCACACUCAGCAGGUGUGAUCCUCUCCAGCCACCAGCUCAAAAAGCAUGCCGUGUCUGCCAUGACCAACUCAGGUUUCAAAUCUAGCUCAUGGUGGAGGUUUGCUGCAACAGCACAUAACUGUUCUUUUCAGGACAGAUUUUUAGAAAAAUAAUAUCUUUUCAGCUCUCCCAAUAAAUAAAGACAUUGAUUAAAAUUCCUCUUAUAGAACAAGCACUCAGUCUUUAGGAUACACCCAAUGAAUAGUUACCGAUGCACCUAGUGUGUUCCAUAAGCUAAAUGUUAAUGACAUGAUCAUAUAAAUUUUGUCCCUAGAUGAAUUUGCUAGAGGGCUGAAACACAAGCAACUUUGGUAAAUUUGUAAUUACCUAAUAUCCAACUACUUUAUUUUUUCUUUUUUUUUUUUUUGUCCCAUAAUCUGUGUUUUCUAUGUAAAGAGUCUACUAACUUUUGACAUUUUUUGUCCAUAAAGAAAUAGUUUCAAAUAGCUUUUCAUGUGUCAUCUUGACUCUGUUUUGUUUUCUACCUCAAUAUUGACUUUCAGGCAUGGAAAAAUGUACUGGUUAAUGUUUGUUACAAUUUAGAAUGUGGGUACUGCUUCCACUCAGUUAUACAUGGGUAGAUAAUUCAUUUUCUAGACUUAAUGUCAUACAGACUUAAAGCAGUGAAGUCAUGGCUAAUAAUUUCAGGUUUAGGGUUGUCUGAAGACUUCUGCUCCUCAUGUCCCAUAUGAAUUUUGAAAUAUCUUUGUUUUUCCAUUGUUCUAAGCUACCUGUGUUAGCCAGGAUAGUUGGAGAUAUCUUUAUGCAUUGCUGUUUGUGAGCUAUUUAUGGUUUUUACUUAAACUGAUGUAUUUUGCCCCAGGUUUUAUUUUCUUUAGGUUCUCUGAACUUUUAAUUUACACUUGGAAAUACAUAGCACAUCUGUUUUCAUAAUCCACAAGCACCUAAAUACUUAUCAGCAAAGCCUAUGCCUUCUCAAACCUAAUACAGAGUCUUAGGCAACCAAGAAUGUAUUAAAUGUAAAAUUCAAACCAACCACCUGCAAGGUUAUCAUUCAAGAAACGCAGUAGUCAUUUUCACUUGGAUUUUCACCUCUCUGUAUAUUCUAGAAAUAACAAAUUUAAGGAGUUUUUUGCUUAUGUUCUGGGCAGUUUAUGGGUAUCUUCUAUUCUAUAUAAUAAACAUGUCUUAAAUGGGUUUUAUUAUGUAAAUUAAGAUUACACGUUCCCUUUGGAGAAUGGAACAAACAUUCAGAAGGUAAAAGGUUGAAAUGACAGGUGUUUUUUGUUCUGGCGUAUGGACUAGCAAACAGAUUACUUUCUACAGUAAGCCAGAUGUGGCCUUGGGAAUGAAAUUAUCUUGGCAGGAAUCCUACCUGCAGGUAUGUAUUAACUUCAGGAAAUUGACAGCUGAACAUGUGCUAUGGAAACUUUCUUCAGAGGCAAAGGGAUUAUAUCUCUUCAAAUAGCAACAGUUUCUAUUGCAGGCUCCCAAAUUUCACUCAUGCCCAUCCACUUCAUGAAUGGACAGAUUGAUGGAGGCCGUUGCAUUAAUACAACACAAAUGUGUAAUGUUAAUCAUCUGGCCUCCUCUUCUCUCCAGACAAAUAAUUAACCAGAACAUGGUAGGCUGUUCUUUAUUUCCGACAACUAUGCACGGUCUUGAUCAACGUUACUGAGCAAGACCGUACCUCUGCCAGACUUUGGUAUCAAACCACAGAGCCCUCCACACUGAUAAAUUGGAUAAUGAGGUUCAAUUUUUCAUGUUUAAAGGUGCUGUAUAUGCCUGGUGUGGUUCUUGGAUUUGUAAACCAAAACCGACCAGUCCUGCACCUUUUAUUUCCACUCCCUCCCCCUCUCACCCUUCCCCAGUUUUGGCUGAACUGUCAGUUUUAUGGUCAUUCCUGCUGCUUCCAGAUGAGGCUAUGGCCCCAUCUUACGCAGCAGGGUACAAAAUACAUACAAAGCGAUUAGCUGUCUCAAAGAGCAUCCAGUAAAUACAUACUACUGAGUUUCCAGGCCCAGUAGUGAGACACUUGGUAGUUAAAGCUUUUGCAUUUUAACCCUACAGUCUUUGGGCAUAUCUCCAAUCUGACAAGCUCCAAGGUGAGACAUGCCCACUUGUUUUGUAGGAGCCUGGUGGCUUGGUGUUGGUUUUGUUGAGAGGAGAGGAAAGGGAAGCGAUUGCUAGUUUAUUAUUAUCUUUAUAUUGUUAUGUUAAUUCUACUGGUUUUGUUACUGUUUUGGUUUCUUUCCAUGUGGAUUGAUGACUGGUCAAUACCUGAUGGUUGCAAUCUGCUUAAGUAGUUUGGGCAUUGAUAAAGUCAUGGUAACUGCCAGUAGCAGAAGUAAUUUGUGAGCAUAGUCUUUGUAAAAAGUGUCUGUCAUGCCAACAGGCACUAUAGGAAUUAAAUCAACCUAAAUCUCUGUACUAAAAUGGUCUAUCAUUAACAUGAUUUCUUAGUUCAGCUUUGUCAGGUCUCUCCCUGAUAACCACAGUAUUCCUUCUACGGUUAGAAAUGGGUUGAACAGAAAAAUGCUGGUAUCUUACAUGCUGUGCCUUUUGAGGGAUGUCAUUUUUCCAACUCAAGUUCCAAAAGGUGCACUUAAACUAUGUAAUGGAAAAGGUACAUGUAUUUGCUUUUCCAUUUUAUGUGUACACAAAUUGUUUAGAUGACAGUUGUACAAUUUUUUAAAAAGUUAUAUAAUACCCUGGAGCAGUCAUCUGCUCUAACAUGCAUAAUUUAUUCAAAAAUCAUUCAUGGAGUUGAGGGAUUGAUAGUUUGGAACAGAAAAAUUAUAGGUAUGCUAAGUAUGUUCUUGCAAAAAUAAAUCAUGUAAUCAUA
This is a messenger RNA of Falco peregrinus (peregrine falcon), 11563 nucleotides long. RefSeq names its product KIAA0825 ortholog. The record is from RefSeq and is a predicted model, not a curated record. Bases 234 to 4094 code for a protein of 1286 amino acids. The transcript has 22 exons. NCBI's taxonomy places the organism in Eukaryota, Metazoa, Chordata, Aves, Falconiformes, Falconidae.